Molecule: messenger RNA, 3742 nt
Organism: Tricharina praecox
Lineage: Eukaryota; Fungi; Ascomycota; Pezizomycetes; Pezizales; Pyronemataceae
Exons: 3
Coding region: 264-3695 (1143 amino acids)
Biological process (GO): lipid metabolic process; phosphatidylinositol-mediated signaling
Molecular function (GO): calcium ion binding; phosphatidylinositol-4,5-bisphosphate phospholipase C activity
Source: RefSeq, a predicted model, not a curated record
AUUUGCAUGUGCAUGCACCCUUCCUCUACGCGGGAGCUCACGUCUAUUCAAAAGUGAACCCUGCCCCCCACCCCGCAUACAGCACACUGUACCGCCGACCUCCCUACAGCUAUACCGACACCACGCAUACACACCUACCCAAGCACUCGCACACGCACUAAGCACUUCCAUACACACGAAAGUACCCACAUAAAUACCCAAAUAUAUCCGUUCACCAGAAUCCGAAUUCGGGUGUGCCGGUCUCCGAGCUUAGUUUGGUAUCCAUGACCGACCCAACUGCAUCACCCCUAAUCCUGACUCCCAUGGAGGUCGUCUCCACUCCCUCACCAAAAGACGGCACUUUCCUGGAGGCACGAAUCGCUACGCUACAGCUAGAAACCCUCACCCCUCCACCAGAGCCAUCACCACAGCUAUCGCCGCAGCCAUCGCCGCAGCCGUCACCACGGCCGUCACCACGACCGAGUGUGACUGCGACACAAUCGACGCCGUCAAUACCGCAGCUCACCUUGGGCGACUGUGAGAUACCUACACUCCGGCAUAAGUCGUCCCAAACAUGGCACCACAGCGGACCUCAAACACGGACAUCACCACGGAUAUCCCCCAUACCUUCCCCGCGGGGAUUGAGGGCUCGCCAGAAUUCCUCACCAGUCCACCCAAUAUCACUUCCUCCCGCCAGCAGCACCACUACCAGCGACUCCCUGGUGACCGCGGCCGGCGGUUUGGUACGGAGGGUAUCACAGAAGGCCGCCAAUAAGCUGAGGCGGCGGACAUCCUCCGCUGCGAACGAUCACGAAGAACGGACCGGCCCGGUCCUCGUACGGAAUCGCGGCGAAAGCCAGAGCGGAGAUAUCGGACGGCUGGGAAUACAGCACCACGAUCUGGACGACGAUGAAACAGCGGUUACCGACCAGGUGGACGGGCCCAACAGCUUGCUGGCUCCAGCCGCAGACGCUGCUAUCGCCGUUUCCGGGGAUCCACCAAACGGUGGAAUCCUCGUGCCCGAAGAACUGCAGAGGGGAACGCCAAUGACCAGGAUCACACGGAAAAAGAAGACGACGAGAACUUUCAAAUUGGAUGUCAACAAGGCCCGGGUCUCGUGGGAUCCAACAAAACAAUCUUCGCGGUUCUACGUGGAUGACAUGAAGGAAAUACGCACAGGCGCCAAUGCUCGGAAUUACCGCGAAGAACUGCAGAUCUCGUCGGAUCACGAGGACCGCUGGAUCACGAUCACGUACGUCGACAAUAAGGAGGGCGGCAAGUUGAAGCUCUUGCAUGUGGUCGCUCCCACCGUGGAACUGUUCAACACCUGGACCACCACACUCGAGGCGAUCAACAGAUUCCGCACGGAAAUGAUGGCGGGCUUGGCUAUGCAAGGGGAGAAGUUUGUCGACGCCCACUGGAGGAAUUACAUGGCCACCAAGCGGGCUUCCGACUCGCAGACGGCAGACAAAUUGACCUUUGAAGAUGUCGAGCGCCUCUGUCGUGAUAUCCACGUCAAUUGUUCCAGAAGGCUCCUGAAGGAAAAAUUCAAGCGCGCGGAUCGUGACAAUUCGGGGCACCUCAACUUCCACGAAUUUGAACGGUUCGUGAAGCUCCUGAAAGAGAGGGAAGAGAUCAAGGGUAUCUGGGAAGGUAUUGUUGCGAACCCCCUCGGAGGGAUGGUCAGGCACGAGUUCCAGACGUUCUUGAGGGACGUUCAGAAGGUCGAUGUUGCUGCCGAUAGCGCGCAGGUGGAUAAGGUGUUCCGAAAGUUUUGUCGGCAGUCUUUCAAGGCGGAGCAGGCCGAUGGACAAGUUCAGUCGCAAGGCGAGGAUAUCGAGAAUAUGCGGAUGGAUCAGGAGGCGUUUACCUCGUUCCUUCUUUCGUCCUCGUAUAACCCCCCACUCCUGGCCUCGUCCCCGAACAACAUGCUGGAUCGUCCGUUGAACGAGUACUAUUGCUCGAGCUCCCAUAACACAUACCUUAUGGGACGACAAGUUCGCGGCGAAUCAUCGGUCGAGGGCUACAUCCGUGUUUUGCAACGGGGAUGCCGCUGUGUUGAGAUUGACUGCUGGGAUGGUGACGAUGGUCGGCCCGUGGUCACUCACGGACACACCGGAACGAGCGAAUGCUUGUUCUCGGACGUCAUUGCGGCGAUCGGAAAAUACGCGUUCCUCGCUUCGCCAUAUCCGGUGAUCCUUUCGCUGGAAGUCCACUGCGGCUUGGAGCAGCAAGUCAAGAUGGCCGAGCACCUCGUCAACAUCCUCGGCGAGAAGCUGGUGACCGAUCCCUUCAUGACUAACAGCAUGACCCUCCCCAGUCCGCAGGAGCUGAAGCAUCGCAUCUUGGUCAAGGUCAAGGGCAGCGAGCGGAAGGAGUCGGCGCUGCUCAAGAACGAUUUCGACGCCAUGGAAAGACGUACCGGGAGUGGUAGCAUCGCCAGCAGCACGUCUCCCCCCAAGCGCUAUAGCUUCCUGAGGAAUAAUUCUGGGAACAGCACUUCGACCAGCAAUACCAGUGAGUCCGACGACGGCGGCAGUGGAUCGGGAGAAGGCAAGAAGAAAGAGCCGAAGCCUACGAUGAAGAUUGCCCAUGAGCUUGGGAAAUUGGGUGUCUAUUGUCGCGGACAGAAGUUCCGCAACUUCGCACUUCCAGAGAGCAAAACGUUCAACCACAUCUUUUCGUUCCAGGAAAAGUCGCUGCUGAAAUUCUGCAAAGACCCGGAGAAGAAAGCGCAAUUGGAGAAGCACAAUGUCCGCUACCUCAUGCGAGUGUAUCCGUCCGGCUUCCGCGUGAACUCUUCGAAUUUCGAUCCGUUGGGUUUCUGGAGAAGGGGUGUGCAGAUGGUCGCGCUCAACUGGCAGACAUACGACCUCGGCGUGCAAUUGAACGAAGCCAUGUUUGCGUCCGCCGACGACAAAGGCGGAUAUGUGCUCAAGCCCAAAGUCCUUCGCGGUUCUCGGACAACUUUCGAUCCUCCUGCGGAUGCGGCGGAUGCCAAGCUGAAGAAGGACAAGAAGCAAGUCUCGUUCUCGAUCAAGGUCAUCUCUGCGCAGCAGCUUUCGCGCUCGGGCCACAAGGCCGACGACACCAUCGACCCGUACGUCGAGGUCGAGGUGUUCACUGCCGACGACAAGACCAAGGGCACAUCCACCAGCGAGGGCGGGAUUGAGGUUGGCGACUCGAAGGGAAUCAGCGGGCUGGGCGCGCCGCAGAAGAGGCGCACCAAGGUCGUGUAUGACGAUGGUUUCCACCCUAUCUUUCAGGAGAAGAUGAAAUUCAGUCUGGUUACCAAGUUUGAGGAUCUCGUGUUCGUCCGCUUUUCCGUCUACAACUCGGAGGGUGGCGAUGACAAGAGUCUCAUUGCCACGUACACGGCCAAGCUGAUCUCCCUGCAGCAAGGCUACCGUCACCUCCCCCUCUACAACAUCCAGGGCGAACAGUACCUCUUUUCGCGGCUCUUUGUCAAGAUCAACGUCGAUCCGGUCGUGCUGAUGGACACGGUGGUGUCCCAGCGCUCUUCCGCCAUCGAGAGCAUCAAGGACACGAUAAAAUCCGGCCUCGGCUCCGUCGGCUUCUCGGCUGAUCGCCACUCCAUCCGGAGGAAGAAGAGUGUCAAGAAUACCGACAAGGACAAGGACGGGAAGGCGACAUCGAAACAUAGCAGAGCUGCCAGUCACCACGGAAAGGAAAGACUUCAGCCUGCGUUGCAUUGACUAGAUUGGACUGUACAUAAGUAACAUGGGGAUGGGGAUGGGGAUGG